UCAACCGCGUUAAUUUGUUUUCUAUUUGUAAAAAAAAAGAAAAGUCCCAUUCCCGUUUAAUAAUGUUUUUGGGAAACCUCUGCAAGUAAUAGGAGGAGAUGUGAAACAGAAAGAAUAUGCCGUUGUUAUGUUCGGCCCAGACAUUCUGAGAUGUCAUUGGUUUUUUUUUUUUUCUUCAAAAACCUUAUAUAUCCCCUUCCCCCAUAACUUUCCCUUUUUAUUUCUUCCACAUGCACGCUUCUCCUCUCUCUUUCUCUCUCUUCUCUUUCAGGAACUUGGAGCUGGUCCUGACUCCUUGUGGUGGUUUUCGAUUUUUCUUGCAGGUGAAGUUAGGGGGCUAUAUUGUGAGACAUUUAAUAAGUUAAAUAGGAGGAGCUAGCACAAGAUUUUUUUUUUUUUUUGAGCUAUGGUUUCUGAUAAUCUCUCAGCUGGACUAUUACCUACCCUCAGAAUGGAUAGGGUUCGGACGAUUUUAACUCAUACAUACCCUUACCCGCAUGAACACUCACGUCAUGCCAUAAUUGCUGUAGUUGUGGGUUGUCUGUUCUUUAUCUCGUCAGAUAACAUGCAUACUUUGAUAGAAAAGUUGGAUAAUAAUAUCAAAUGGUGGUCCAUGUAUGCCUGUCUCCUUGGAUUCUUUUAUUUCUUUUCCUCUCCAUUUAUAGGGAAAACAAUCAAACCAAGUUAUUCAAAUUUCAGUAGAUGGUACAUAGCAUGGAUUUUAGUUGCAGCUGUGUAUCAUCUGCCUAGUUUUCAGUCAAUGGGAGUGGAUAUGAGGAUGAAUUUAUCUUUGUUUUUGUCAAUAUAUAUAUCUUCUAUUCUCUUUCUUCUUGUCUUCCACGUUAUCUUCCUUGGCCUGUGGUAUCUUGGUCUUAUUUCUCGUGUGGCUGGAAGGAGGCCAGAAAUCUUGACCAUUCUCCAGAAUUGUGCUGUUAUUAGUAUAGCCUGCUGUGUAUUCUAUAGUCAUUGUGGCAACCGUGCUAUGUUAAAGCAGAGACCUUUUGAACAAAAAAAUUCUAAUUGGUUUUCCUUUUGGAAGAAAGAAGAGAGAAACACUUGGCUUGCAAAAUUUCUUCGUAUGAAUGAGUUGAAAGACCAGGUCUGCUCAUCUUGGUUUGCUCCAGUUGGCUCUGCAAGUGAUUAUCCACUUUUGUCAAAGUGGGUUAUUUAUGGUGAGUUAGCUUGCAAUGGUUCAUGUCCUGGUUCCUCUGAUGAAAUUUCUCCCAUAUACUCUCUGUGGGCUACAUUUAUCGGCCUGUACAUUGCCAAUUAUGUAGUGGAAAGGUCAACAGGGUGGGCUCUUACUCACCCUUUGUCCGUUGAAGAAUAUGAGAAACUGAAAAAGAAUCAAAUGAAACCAGAUUUCUUGGAUAUGGUUCCUUGGUAUUCAGGAACAUCAGCUGACUUAUUCAAGACUGUUUUUGACCUCCUGGUAUCAGUAACUGUGUUUGUUGGCAGGUUUGACAUGCGCAUGAUGCAGGCUGCAAUGAGCAGGGUUCAUGAAGGAGCUAAACAAGAGGAUCUCUUUUAUGAUCAUUUGAGUGAAAAGGAAGAUCUAUGGUUUGAUUUCAUGGCUGAUACUGGUGACGGUGGAAACUCAUCGUAUGCUGUUGCUAGGCUGCUUGCUCAACCUUCCAUUCGGCUUGCUAGAGAUGAUUCUGUGCUUAUGCUGCCACGUGGGGAUCUGCUACUUAUUGGAGGAGAUCUUGCGUAUCCUAAUCCAUCAGCAUUCACAUACGAAAGGCGUCUCUUUUGUCCUUUUGAAUAUGCUCUUCAGCCUCCGUCUUGGUACAAACCAGAGUAUAUAGCUGUCAACAAGCCUGAGUUACCAGAAGGGGUAUCUGAACUCAAGGAAUACAAUGGACCUCAGUGUUUUCUCAUUCCUGGAAAUCAUGAUUGGUUUGAUGGACUUAAUACUUUUAUGAGAUAUAUAUGUCACAAGAGCUGGUUGGGUGGGUGGUUUAUGCCUCAGAAGAAGAGUUAUUUUGCUUUGCAGCUCCCAAAAAGAUGGUGGGUAUUUGGUUUUGAUUUAUCACUCCAUGCUGACAUUGAUGUGUACCAGUUCAAGUUCUUUUCUGAAUUAGUAAAGAACAAGGUUGGAGAAAAUGAUUCUGUGAUUAUUAUGACCCAUGAACCACACUGGCUUCUUGAUUGGUACUGGAAAGGUGUUUCUGGAGAGAAUGUCUCGCACCUGAUAUGUGAUUACUUAAAAGGAAGGUGUAAACUUCGAAUUGCCGGGGACCUACAUCAUUAUAUGCGUCAUUCAUCUAUUCCAUCUGAAGGUCCAGUUCAUGUGCAACAUCUUCUUGUUAAUGGGUGUGGAGGCGCAUUUUUACACCCCACUCAUGUGUUUAGUAAUUUUAACAAAUUUUAUGGGACAACAUACGAGUGUAAAGCCGCUUAUCCUUCUUUUGAUGAUUCAAGCAGGAUUGCAUUGGGAAAUAUCUUGAAGUUUCGGAAGAAGAAUUGGCAGUUUGAUUUCAUUGGUGGCAUUAUAUACUUUAUAUUGGUUUUCUCUAUGUUUCCACGGUGUAAGCUUGAUCACAUAUUGCAAGAUGAUUCAUUUUCUGGUCAUCUGAGGAGUUUCUUUGGCACGGUAUGGAAUGAUUUUGUAUACGUGCUGGAUCAUUCAUUUGUAUCAUUGGCUGGUGUGGUGCUGUUGCUAAUCACGGCAAUUGCAUUUGUCCCUUCGAAAUUAGCGCGGAAGAAGCGUGCAAUAAUUGGAAUCCUUCAUGUAUCUGCACAUCUAGCUGCGGCCCUUAUCCUUAUGCUGCUCUUGGAACUAGGUCUGGAAACAUGUAUCCAGCAUAAACUACUAGCAACUUCGGGUUAUCACCCUUUGUACCAGUGGUACCGAACAGUGGAAAGUGAGCAUUUUCCAGAUCCUACUGGUCUUCGAGCUAGAAUAGAGCAGUGGACAUUUGGCCUCUAUCCAGCAUGUAUCAAGUAUCUCAUGUCUGCAUUUGACGUUCCAGAGGUUAUGGCUGUCACUCGGAGCAAUAUUUGCCAGAAGGGAAUACAGUCGCUAUCCCGAGGAGGUGCUGUCAUAUAUUAUGCUUCCGUCUUCCUCUACUUCUGGGUUUUCUCAACCCCUGUGGUUUCAUUGGUGUUUGGAAGCUACUUAUAUAUAUGCAUUAACUGGCUUCACAUACACUUUGAUGAGGCCUUCUCUUCUCUUAGAAUUGCUAAUUACAAGUCAUUCACACGAUUCCACAUCAAUUGUGAUGGUGAUCUUGAAGUUUUCACUCUUGCAGUUGAUAAGGUUCCCAAGGAAUGGAAGUUAGAUCCUGAUUGGGAUGGGGAACCCAAACAACCACAACAGUUGAGCCAUCGGAGAAAAUAUCCUAGUAAGUGGAGUGCAUCUGCAGGCCAGCAGGAUCCAGUGAAUACUGUCAGGAUUGUUGACCAAUUUGUUAUUAGACAAACAGAGAAACCUGAUUCUGUAUCAAGUUACGGGUCAGUUAAUAGCUGAUCUUGAUUACAACAUCAUUGUAAUGCUUACAUUUAGGCUGCAAUGAGCAAAGGAAAGAAAGGUAGUUCUAUAUGAAACUGAUCUGCAUCUCAACUUGCUUCGU
This is a messenger RNA of Durio zibethinus, 3575 nucleotides long. RefSeq lists its product as uncharacterized. Gene Ontology annotation, molecular function: hydrolase activity. Lineage: Eukaryota; Viridiplantae; Streptophyta; Magnoliopsida; Malvales; Malvaceae. The record is from RefSeq and is a predicted model, not a curated record.